CAAAACCAUGUAUUUUCAUUUGGGGGGGGGUAGUUGUGCAUUGGCACAAACCUGAUUCAUGGGCCCAUUUGGCUGCAGGAAAAGAAAUGAAAACUGCUUUGUCCUUCUGUGUGCUGGACCAGAUAGCCAGCCAAGGACAAAAGUGUGCCUGAGAAAUUCAGGAGCUCAAGGUGCUGCACAUAGUUCCAAUCCUAUUUUAAUCUCCAUAACAGCCCUGUGAAGUAGGUUAGUCUGAAAGGCAGUGACUGGCCCCAAGGUCACCCAGUAGGGGUGAUUUGAACCUUGGUCUCUCCCAGGUCCGAGUCUGACACUCUAAACGCUACCCCACACUGACCUAACCCCCCCACAUCUUGUGGGGCCCGGAACAAUACCUUGGAGGCAGUAAGUAAGACCCCUUAUUUUAUUUUUAUUCCAUAAAAUUUAUACAAAAGUUGAUGGGGGGGGAGGGGAAAAACCACCUCAAAGCGGUUUACAAAAAAGAUAGGACAAUAAAAUGAUCGACAAGAAAGAUCAGCAACAAUAAUUAAAAACUUUUAAAAAGUUAAAAUAACAAUAGACCAAAAACAUAUUUAAACACAUACCAGCUUUCUAGACAUUUCAUCUAAACAAAAAUGUUUUCAGCAGGCGCCGAAAAGGGUACAGUGAAUGGGGGCUGCCUGAUGUCAAUAGGCAGGGAGUUCCAGAGUUCCACACUAAAAGAUGGAUUUCUUACAAAUAGUGUAAGAGUGCCAAUUCCACCAGUCAAAGUGGUUGAGUGGGCACAUGUGGAGCAAGGCGAUCUCGUAGGUAAGCUGGUCCCAAGCUGUUAAGGACUUUAUAUCCUAAUAGUAACACCUUGAACUUGGCCUAGUAGCAAACUGGCAACCAGUGCAGAUCUCUGAGCACAGGUGUUACGUACUGCCAAGGUUUCCCUCCUGCCAGCAUUCUGCACUAGCUGCAGCUUCUGGACCAAGUGCAAGGCAUGCCCCGCAUAGAGCGCAUUGCAGUAAUCCAGCCUUGAAGCAGGGCAUGAGCUACUGUGGCCAGCCUUUCCUGCUGCUUCUCCCACAGUGUGUGUAUGAAUUGGUGCAUUUCUUCAUUUGGCAGCUGUUUCUCAAAUGUUUUGGACUUUUGAAAAUGACUUCCUCCUCAAAACACGUGCCAUGCGCUGACUGUCAGAGGCCGAGGCACACGGGGACACACCUGCACUAGGCAUGGGGAUGUGAGCAUGAGCAGCUGUGGACUGGGGUGAAUGUGUGUCUUGUUUGUGUGCAUGAAAGAUUAUAAAGUGCUGUGGCACUCAUGCCCUGCAUGCAGGCUUUGCACAGGCAACUGCUUUGCCACGGUGAGAACAGCAUGCACAACGAGACGGGCUACUGGCCUGAUCCAGCAGGCUCUUUUUAUCUUCUUAUGAUUGGGUUUUUUUUAGCAGAAGCACCAGCUCCUCUCUUCUCAGACUGGUCCUGGUGAACAAAGUUACUCUGUUCAGAUCUGGGCAGAAGGCGAUUGACCUCAGCAAGCACAGGUGUCCUCUGGAAACCCAGUUCUGUGUCGUGUCUGAAAUCGACCUUCACAGGUGAAUUGGACGUGUCCUGGAAUAGGGCACCAGAAUCUCAGAUGCAAGGCUCUCUUGAGAAGUAAAGCUUGGAAUAAACGUCUUGCUGAGAAUCCAAAGCUAGAGAGUCACUUCCAGGCACUUUAGACCAGGGGUAGGCAACCUCAGACCCGUGGGCUGGAUGCGACCCAAUCGCCUUCCCCAUCCGGCCUGUGGACGGUCCAGGAAUCAGCGUGUUUUUACAUGAGUAGAAUGUGUCCUUUUAUUUAAAAUGCAUCUCUGGAUUAUUUAUAGGGCAUAGGAAUUCGUUCAUUAUUUUUUUCCCCAAAAUAUAGUCCAGCCCACCACAUGGUCUGAGGGACCCAUGGCUGAAAAAGGUUGCUGACCCCUGCUUUAGACCAUCCUUCUCCAACCUGCCACCCUCCAGAUGUUUUGAACCACAACUCCUAUCAGCCCCUGUGUAGUCCAAAAUGCAAGAGAGCCUGAUCUUAUCAGGCCAGCCUCCUAUUCUUACUCUGACCCUUAAGGGAAACCCACAAACAGGACCUGAGCACAAGAGCCUUCCUGCUGUUUCCAGCAACUGGUAUUCAGAAGCAUGACUGCCUCCAACAGUGGAGGGCGCCAGGUUAGGGAAGACUGCCUUAGCCUGUUUUGCCAGAUGAAGCCUGUGGGUCUGCACUGUAAAACAGCACCAAGGAGCAGAAACUGGGGGUGGGGGAUAGAUGGGCAAAAGGAGACUCAAAUUUGCACCUGCUAUUCUAUAUGUUCCAGGUGUCAAUCUGGGAACAAUUCCUAUAGCUGCCUGCUCAGCUUGCUGUCUAGGUGAUGCUCAACUUCACGGUCACCCAUUCCUGGCCUGUUUUUCCCCUUCUUAGCACUGUUUAAACUGGGCAGCUCCAAAACAAGAGGAUGGGUUCUAUUCAAUGAGCUCAGAGUGGACCUAUUGAAGUGAAUAGCAACAACCCGUUCGUUUCAACGGGUCUGAAAGUUAGUUGAAUGCCACCCAUUGUCUCCAAAUAGAGAACUGGCCUCUGCCAAGGUAGGCACCAGGACACCCUGGCCAAUAUGGAACUCACUCCCAUGAGAGGCAGCGAUGGCUGCAAAAUGAGAAGGCUUUAAAAGAGGAUAAUAAAAAAAAUCAGGGAGGAGAGCUAUUGGCUAUGCUCUUCAUCCAAGGAUGAAAGCAGUAAUGCUUCUGAAGGCCACUUGCUGGAAACACCAGGAGUGGUCUUGUGUUCGAAUCCUGAUUCUAGGCUUCCUAACAGGGCAUAUGGUUGGCCACUGGGAGAACAGGGUGCUGGACUUGAUGGCCCAUAGGCCUGAUCCAGCAGGCCUCUUCUUAUGUCCUUAUUUUCACCUGCUUUUCCUUGUUGCACGCAAGUGGAGAGAGUGAAGGGAAGCAGCCUCCCCGCCCCUCGCCAUUCUCUAGCCCCUAAGCUAGCUUGCUCUGUGCCUCUUUAUGGCAGCCUGCUGCCCUUGGCUAUAUUGGAGGAUACAGUCGCCUUAGCCAGUGUGGAAGUAAGAUGAAACUGCCUCUCAAGUCGGAUUCUGUGCAUGGAAUGAGAGGGUAGCAAACUGUCUUGGGAUGGCUUGGACAAAGAGAUUUGGCUGGAGUGUGGCAGAAGAAGGAGAUGCUGAUUCUGAUACAAGCAGAAAGCUUUGGGUUCGCUGGAGCUCAGGGUGGGCUUUGAGAUAUCCCUUUGCAAGGUGGAGCCUGUUCCGUUGCAGAGGAGAGGGACCUCAGUGUGCUCCUCUUUCACCUCCUCCAUCCCCUGGCACUCAAGAGUGUGCAGGAGGCCAGCUGCUGCACUGUUCGGUCUGGGACCAUGGCAGCGGCCUGCGAUGUCCCUUUGGCUCCCUGCCUGGCUCAGUCACAUGGAACAGCCAUGACGCAACAGCCGUCUGUGCUGAGCCACUCGCUUUGGGGCUGAGCCGGCCAGCGUUGCUGUCUGGGACUCUUGGCUGCCUUGAAGCCAGGGCUUCUCCACUGCCCCCACCUCAUCCCAGCCUAGUGGAAGUGAUUGAAGUAGCAGCCUGGGAAGGCCUGGCUUUUUCUCUUUUCUUUUUUUUGUUCUAUUUGCGGUGUGAGCAAAAAGGCAGCCUGAGCCCCCACAUCCUCUCUCCCUUUUGUCGGGGCUGGCUGGCUUCCAGCCGACAGCUGCAGCCACUUGGCCCUCUGGCCUCUCGGAGACGCCCUUUCUCUCUUUCCGCUUCUCUUUCUCUCUGCCAAAACAUGGCUUGCUUACUACCUGAAUGGCCGUGUGUGUGUUUUUUAAAUGUGUGAAUUCCAACAUUAUUCCAAACCCAUGAAAAUCUAGGGAUGAUUUAGCGGGAUGGUAAAGUCUUUUUUAUUUGGGGGUUGUUAAUUUCCUUUUGCGUUAUGUUUAUAUCCCACCCUCCCUCCAAGGAACUCAAGGUGGCAUACGCACUUCCUAUUUUUUCUUAACAACAACCCUGCGAGGUAGGGCAGUCUCAAGGCCGCCCAGCGAACUUCAUGACUGCGUGAAUUUCCAAUUCUAACACCGGAACUGCUAGAGCACACUUCUGUUGCUCAGUGGCAGAGACAUAGGGAGGUGGCAAGUGGUGCAGGCAUGUCUGGGGAAUUGCUUCCUUUUGAUAUUAGAAUCAUGAGGACUACAGCCUUACUUUUUAGGAGGAAGGGCCAUAGCUGCUGUGCAUGCAGAAGGUCCCAGGUUCCACCCCCAAUGGCAUUUCCGGGUAGGGCUGGCAGAGUUCCCUGCCUGAAACCCCAGAGAGUGUUCUGCUAGUCGGUGUGGGCAUUGCUGAUCUAGAUGAGCCAAUUUUCUGACUCGGCGGAAGGCAGCUUUCCAGGUUCCUGUGAUUCCGUUGAAGCGGCUUGCACCUUGCUUGGUGAUGGCAGGCAGGCAGGCAGGCCAGCACCUCCUCUGCCCUAAGCCUCGCCAGUACAGACUGCGAGUGCCGCAGAGGUCAACAGAGCCCCGAGGCUGCCCUUCUGGAGGCCGUCCCAUGGAUGAGAGGCACGCUGGAACUUGUCCUGUCCAGGUGCACAACCUUCCUGGCUGCGUGCUGUCCCCCUGAGCCACUCCUCCUGAACUUUAGACACACAAACACAUUGAAAGAGCACUCGUUCCUGACGGGGUUGGUUUUUGUUGUGGCGGCAGCGGCAGUCGCGGAGGAUCCCACUGCUGACUCUGGAAAGCUUGGCUCCUGGAGAGCGGCGACGAGGAGGAGGAGGAGGGAGAGAUGGCCCUUCCAGCGACAGGCAGUCCUGCCGCAGGCGAGGUAUGCCACCACACCGAGUGCCAGCAGCUGAACCAGAACAGCCCCCUCCACUUGUGUGAAGCGUGUGACGGACGCUUCCACGGUGCCAUGCAUUUUGAUGGGCACAUCCGCUUCGACCUGCCACCGCAAGGUUCUAUCCUGGCCCGGAACGUCUCCACACGAUCGUGCCCACCACGCACCAGCCCCGCCUCAGAUGUGGAGGAGGAAGAUGAAGGGCUGAUUGACGGGAAAGGGGACAGGAAGAGCUCGGCCUUGAAGCUGCCAAAGAAGAAGGCUCGGAGGAGGCACACCGACGACCCUAGCAAGGAAUGCUUCACCUUGAAGUUUGAUCUGAACGUGGACAUUGAGACAGAGAUCGUGCCAGCCAUGAAGAAGAAGUCCCUGGGUGAAGUGCUGCUGCCGGUUUUUGAGAGGAAGGGAAUCGACCUGUCUAAAGUGGAUAUUUACCUGGACCAGUCCAACACCCCCCUCUCGCUCAACUUCGAGGCAUACCGGUUUGGAGGACAUUACCUUCGUGUGAAAGCCAAACCUGGGGAUGAACUCAAAGUGGAGCAGGCGGUGAAGGACUUCAAGUCGCUGAGUUUGCCCAUCCUCCGUCCUGCGGGCACUGGCCCGUCCUUCCCCAGCACCCCCUCUCUCGACCGCCUGGAGCAGCUGUCGCUUCGAAGGGAGAGUUCCGACAUCCUGGCCCCUGGAAGACAAAGGAAGAACAUGAACGAGUUUUUGGGGGACGCCAACAUCCCGAGCCACGAUCCCCUGCAGCCCUCCAGCGCCUCCUUGCCCAGCAAUGGCAUCGACACGUGGAAGAACCGGGCUGCCAGCCGCUUCAGCGGGUUCUUUGGUUCCGGCAACAGCGCCAGCCCCUUCACGCGGGAGAUGGACAAGAUGGAGCAGCUGGAAAGCAGGCUCAACUCCUACAGCCACUUUGGCCUCCCCAAGUUCCCCCAGCAGCUCCGCUUCGAUCAGGAUUCCUGGGAAGAGGAGGAGGAGGAUGACGAUGCCGCCUUGUGCCUGGAGGACAGCUGGCAGGAGAUCAUUGAGGGCACAGAGGUUUUGACACGCCGGCAAUGCCACCAGCAGGAAGCUAUUUGGGAACUGCUGCACACAGAAGCCUCCUACAUAAGGAAACUGAAGGUUAUCACAGAUCUGUUCCUGUGUUGCCUGUUGAACUUGCAGGAAUCGGGGCUGCUUUGUGAGGUGGAAGCUGAGCGUCUUUUCAGCAACAUCCAGGAAAUCAUCCAGUUGCACCGUGCUCUCUGGAGAAGCGUCAUGGCCCCGGUUUUGGACAAGGCCAGGACCAGCCGGGCUCUGCUAGACCCCACAGACUUCUUCAAGGGCUUCAAGAUGUUUGGCUCCCACUUCAAGCCUUACAUCCGCUACUGCAUGGAGGAGGAAGGCUGCAUGGAGUACAUGAGGAACUUGUUGCGGGACAAUGAACUAUUUCGCAUCUACGUCACAUGGGCCGAGAAGCACAAACAGUGCAAUCGGCUCAAGCUGAGCGACAUGCUAGUGAAACCUCACCAGCGCCUCACCAAAUACCCUCUGCUGCUGAAGUCGGUGCUUAAGAAGACGGAAGACCCCCACACCCGAGAGGCCAUCAUCACCAUGAUCAACUCGGUGGAGCGCUUCAUCAACCACAUCAACUCGCGCAUGCGCCAGAGGCAGGAGCAGCAGCGCCUGGCCAGCAUCUUGAGCCGCAUCGAUGCCUACGAGGUGGUGGAGGGAAGCAAUGAUGAAGUGGACAAGAUCCUGAAGGAGUUCUUGCGCCUGGACCUGACAGCCCCCAUCCCAGGGACCUCCGCCGAGGAGACGCGGCAGCUUCUGCUGGAGGGAAGCCUUAAAAUGAAAGAAGGCAAAGACAGCAAGAUGGAUGUUUACUGCUUUCUCUUCACGGACCUCUUCCUCAUCACCAAACCAGUGAAGAAGGCCGAACGCACAAAGGUCAUCCGCCAGCCAUUGCUGGUUGACAAGCUGGUGUGCCGUGCACUCAAGGAUCCUGGUUCCUUCCUGCUGAUCUACCUGAAUGAGUUCCGGAGCGCGGUGGGAGCCUACACCUUCCAGACCAGUGGGCAGUCUCUGUGCCGGAGCUGGAUCGAGGCUGUCUGCAAUGCCCAGAACAAGUUGCAGCACCUCCGCCUGCAGGAGCACCAGCGCAGCCAGCAUCAGCUGCAAAGCCUCGAGGAAGAAGAGGAGGAGGAGGAAGAAGAAGAGGAGGAGGAAGAGGAUGGAGAGAGUGGCACCUCGGGAGCCAGCUCCCCCACCAUCCUCCGCAAGAGCACCAACAGCUUGGACUCACAGCAGUGCCUCUCUGAUGGCUCCACUGAGACCAUCUCCGUUGUGGUGGUAGAUGCCAGCGAAGGCCCCCCUUCCCCCGACUUCGAGGUGGGUCCCUUCAGCUCCCAGUCCGACGAAGCAUCCAUCAGCACCACAGCUUCCUCCACAACACCCACCAUGGAACUGGGCGAGGCCCUCCCUGCCAGCACCGCCAACCACUGCCUCAAACCGGAGUCCGGGUCGUGCCGCUCGGCCUCCAUCGACAGCGCCUAUGGCACCCUGUCACCCACUUCCUUCCAGGAAUUUGCAGACCAACAGCAGCGUCAGCAGCAACAGCAGCAGCGGCAACAGCAGGAGGAGACUGGUGGGUCUACAGAGCAGGAGGACGGCGCCCCCACCCCCUCACAACGGAACGGCUCGCCGAAACUGCGGCGGCAGGUGCCAGUCCAGCUGCUGCCUGCCAAGACCAAGGUCCUCAAGUCCAAAUCGGAGGCAAACCUCUUGCAGAUGCUGCCAGCGUCCCUGCAGCUGGCCCAGAGCAAGAGCCUCUCUGAACUCUGCCCGGCCAUGUUCCUGCUGGGCUCCCCACGGACUAAUGGGCCCCAGGGCCACAGACUGGGCAAAGCAGGGCGGGGGGCCGGUGGGGGCGGCAGCAGCAGCAGCAACAGCAGCACCUCGGAGCUGUCUGAGGCCGAGGAGGGUUCGCCAGCCGGGCUCUGCGUUUCCCCCGAGUUGCCCGCCGCCUCUGCAGGGCUGCAAGCGCCUUGCUGGCUGGGCAGAGAGUGCCGGGGAGAGGAGCUGCCUGCCGCCCGCCGGACUCUGUCGGACCCGCAGGCGAGCCAGCACCGCAAGCUGACGCUGGCACAGCUCUACCGGAUCCGAACCACGCUGCUGCUCAACUCCACGCUCACUGCCUCGGAAGUAUGAAAACAUCAGAAGAGAAGCGCAAACCACGAUUGGGAGAUGCCGUGCCCAGCACCGGGAGUUCCACAUCAUCCUUAAGUUAUGCAGCGUCACCAGCCUUCGCCAUCGGAACCCCUUGCCUGCUCCUUGGGUGGUGGUGGUGCCCUGCUGACCCGGCAGGACACAGGCGCGAGGGCGAGGGGCACCAUCCUGCGAGCAGUCCAUGCCACACGGGACGAGGCAGCUGCGUGUGUCGAUGUGUGCCCAUGUCCGGGGUCCAUGCAUAUGUGGCAACUGUUGGGUUUGAGUGCGCGAGAAGCAGCCUGGCGAUGGAGACAAGAGACAGCCACACCUGCUUGGCGGAUGCACGGACCUCCCAGGACCACAUUUCCUGCUUCCUUGCCCUCUCCUGCUUCACCCAGGUUCUGGGUGGGCGGAGUAAGAGGCAGACGGAGUGCACUCCCUUUGACAAGGACCUUUGGGGGGGCAGUGGGGAGGGGUCUUUCCCAAACAAUGCACUUAGGACUGUUAUCUCGUACCAUGCCCAGAUCCUUGGGCAUUAACACUAUUGUGGGAUGCUUCCAACCUAAUGCCCUCCCUCUGUCCCGCUAAUUAACAGAGAAGUUCUCCCUGUGCAAAACUCCUUGAAAGAGUGAGAGUUUAUGCCUGCUGUGCUGGUACAGCCCUGCUGUUAGAUGGCCGGGGGUAUUGUCCCACUGCCCGUGUUGAAAUAAGAUUCGACUGCUAGCAGCCAACUGACUUUGUCUGGCCCUGGGGGGGUCAGAUGAAUCUCUGCCUCUCACUUUGCUUCUGCCCCCUGUGGGUGCCUUCCCUUGCCUCUUGGUCUGGACAUGUGCAGAAUGGCCAGAUCAAGGAAGCAAAUCCAGAUGGCGAAGCUGGCUGGUUUUCUGCUCUGUCUCUGUUGCUGCAGACAAGUCUUUGUUUCCAUACUGCGGAAGUACUGCAGCGAGGCCACAAUCCCAGGUGUGCAGUUGUAGGGUGUGGGGAAGGGGGCAUUCUGUGUGAAUCUGUCCUAAUGAAAAGGUCCUCCUAUCUUGACAACAUGGCUUGUCUGAUGAGUGAAGGGGCAUGCAUGGCUGCUAUCUUCUGCAAGGGCGCCCAGGAUGCUUUUCCUGGUUAGGGCACGUAAAUGGUUGGAGUCCUGCCAACCUGCUGGCAAUAGCCCACAUUGGUUCCGAGGCCCCAUCAUGUCCUGUGCCCGCUGCAACAUUUGCCCUGGCUUUGCACCCGAGUGUCCUGAUUCCACCCGAGGGGGGAGCUGCCCAGCAGGGGAACAAAGAGGGAAGCAGAAUGUCGGGAAGGAGCAGAGAGGUGGGAGGUCUGGAGGAUGUGCUGGGAAAUCCAGGUUCUGGAGUAAGGGGGGGAAUUGCUGGGGGAGGGCAAAGUGAUGAGGAAUGGCAGUGCAAAGUGGGCAGCAGGAUGGGUGGCGGCCAAGUGGCCCACAUAGACAGGUGGCAGAGCCAGAGGCAGGCCAGGAAGUUGGGAAUACGAGAGAGUGGGGAUGGAGCAGAUGGUUCGGGGCCUGUAGAAGAAGAAGAAGAGUUUGGAUUUGAUAUCCCGCUUUAUCACUACCCGAAGGAGUCUCAAAGCGGCUAACAUUCUCCUUUCCCUUCCUCCCCCACCACAAACACUCUGUGAGGUGAGUGGGGCUGAGAGACUUCAAAGAAGUGUGACUAGCCCAAGGUCACCCAGCAGCUGCAUGUGGAGGAGCGGAGAUGCAAACCCAAUUCCCCAGAUUACGAGUCUACCACUCCUAACCACUACACCACACUGGCUCUCUUGCCAUUCUCAAAAGAUGGUCCUGCUUGCCAUUCUCAAAAGAAGCUGUGCUGUCUCUGCAGGGAUGUUGGCUUAAGGACUCUGGGCAUAGGAGACCCCUGGGCAAAUGAUGAGGGCAGCAGACUGGGGUCCCACCACCCCUGCACUUUGCAACCCUGCUCUCCUUUAUUGGGAAACGUGGAGGCGAAAGGACCCCUUCUCCCCCCAAAGUGAAUCCCUGCUGUGCUGAGCUCUCUUCCUUUGCCCUGGUGGCAAAUUGGGGCACCUGCCCCGUCCUUCCCUUCCUUUCCUUUCACCUUCCUUUGGCAAUAAUAAGCUUGCAGACCUCCCAGUUUGAUGGGGACCCUGCUUGCUUUGCUCUCUACGGGGAAAACCCAAAGCACAGAUUGCCGUUCUCCUUUUCUGGGAGCGGGGGGGUGGGUGUCUGUCAAGAGAUUCCUGCCUUUUAUACCCGUAAUAAGUUGGCAUUGGGGGCUACAUAUGUAGAGCAGAGACUGCAAGGGGGAACUUAGGGAGACCUUCCUCCCCCCAGUCCAUUUCCCUGUGCAUGAUUUAGCCAGCUGGUGUAUUUUUUUUCUCUGCGUGUGUGUUUUCAAGUUGCCUAUUUAUUAAGCUUAACUCUUUCCCUAGCACCCACCUCAACCUGCCCCCCCCCCCAGCGAGGCAUUCCCAAGGCCAGUUCCUUUUAUACCACUUUACGUAUGUAUUGACGGUCGUGACCCCACCCCUCCGCCCUUGUCCUUCCUGAUAUCGGGCAGAUAUGUUGGUUUCGGCCGUCCCUCUAAUGCUAAUGUCCCUCGCUCAGUGCCGUCAGUGUCACAGAUAAACCAUUAAACAUAACCCAGAUCUCUGACUUGGUGUUUUUCUGUUUUA
This is a messenger RNA of Zootoca vivipara (common lizard), 10648 nucleotides long. RefSeq names its product pleckstrin homology and RhoGEF domain containing G5 (gene PLEKHG5). Gene Ontology annotation, cellular component: axon; plasma membrane; endocytic vesicle. The record is from RefSeq and is a predicted model, not a curated record. NCBI's taxonomy places the organism in Eukaryota, Metazoa, Chordata, Lepidosauria, Squamata, Lacertidae. Gene Ontology annotation, biological process: endothelial cell migration; Rho protein signal transduction. Gene Ontology annotation, molecular function: guanyl-nucleotide exchange factor activity.